Molecule: messenger RNA, 5931 nt
Organism: Zonotrichia leucophrys gambelii
Lineage: Eukaryota; Metazoa; Chordata; Aves; Passeriformes; Passerellidae
Gene: MTA1
Product: metastasis associated 1
Exons: 19
Coding region: 215-2086 (623 amino acids)
Biological process (GO): response to ionizing radiation; double-strand break repair; negative regulation of transcription by RNA polymerase II
Cellular component (GO): NuRD complex; nucleoplasm
Molecular function (GO): sequence-specific DNA binding; transcription corepressor activity; chromatin binding
Source: RefSeq, a predicted model, not a curated record
UUCCUCCCUUCCUUCCCUCCCGCCGCCGCCGCCGGGCCCGGGCCGCCGCCCCGCCCUCCGCCUCGCUCCCUCCCCGUCCGCCGGCGCGGCCCCUUUAAUUCCCCCGCUCCCCUCCCCCGCCGCCCGCUCCAGCCUCCAUUUUCCAGCGGAUCCGGCACCUGGAGGCGGCGGCGGCGGGAGCGGCCCGCGCCCCGCACCCGGCCCGCUCGCGGGCAUGGCCGCCAACAUGUACCGGGUCGGAGAUUAUGUCUACUUCGAAAAUUCUUCAAGUAACCCCUAUUUGAUACGAAGAAUAGAAGAGCUCAAUAAGACUGCCAAUGGGAACGUGGAAGCCAAGGUGGUGUGUUUCUACAGGAGGAGAGACAUCUCCAGCACGCUCAUUGUCCUGGCAGACAAACAUGCAAGAGAAAUGGAAGAGGAGAUGGAAAAUCCAGAAAUGGUUGAUUUACCAGAGAAACAGAAGCAUCAGCUACGACACCGUGAGUUGUUUCUCUCACGACAGCUGGAAUCUCUGCCAGCCACACACAUUAGAGGCAAAUGCAGCGUUACUCUGUUAAAUGAGACAGAAUCCCUUAAGUCGUAUCUGGAACGGGAGGAUUUCUUCUUUUAUUCACUAGUGUAUGAUCCUCAACAAAAGACCCUGCUUGCUGAUAAAGGAGAGAUUCGAGUUGGAAACAGAUACCAGGCAGAUAUAACAGACUUACUAAAAGAGGGUGAGGAUGAUGGAAGAGAUCAGUCAAAACUUGAAACAAAAGUUUGGGAAGCCUUUAACCCACUAGUAGACAAGCAGAUAGACCAGUUCCUGGUGGUAGCACGGUCUGUUGGUACUUUUGCCCGAGCCCUGGAUUGCAGUAGUUCUGUCAGACAGCCAAGUUUGCACAUGAGUGCUGCAGCAGCCUCCAGGGACAUCACACUGUUCCAUGCUAUGGACACUUUGCACAAAAAUGUCUAUGACAUUUCCAAGGCAAUCUCUGCACUUGUGCCACAAGGUGGGCCAGUCCUGUGCAGAGAUGAGAUGGAGGAGUGGUCUGCUUCAGAGGCAAACCUCUUUGAGGAAGCACUAGAAAAAUAUGGAAAAGAUUUCACUGACAUUCAGCAAGAUUUUCUCCCAUGGAAGUCCUUAACAAGCAUUAUAGAAUAUUACUAUAUGUGGAAAACUACAGACAGAUAUGUUCAGCAGAAACGAUUGAAAGCAGCAGAAGCAGAAAGCAAGCUAAAACAAGUGUAUAUACCCAACUAUAACAAGCCAAACCCCAACCAGAUCAAUGUAAAUAAUGUCAAACCAGGAGUGGUAAAUGGUACUGGAGUCCAGGCACAGAACGCGGGAGCAGGACGGGCCUGUGAGAGCUGUUACACCACCCAGUCUUACCAGUGGUAUUCUUGGGGUCCCCCUAACAUGCAGUGUCGCCUCUGUGCAUCCUGUUGGACCUACUGGAAGAAAUACGGUGGCUUGAAAAUGCCAACACGCUUAGAUGGGGAGAGGCCCGGACCAAACCGCAAUAAUUUGAGUCCUCAUGGUGUGCCAGUACGGAACAGUGGCAGUCCCAAGUUUGCCAUGAAGACACGACAAGCUUUCUAUCUGCACACAACAAAACUGACCAGAAUUGCCAGGCGUUUGUGUCGAGAUAUCUUGCGCCCUUGGCACGCUGCAAGACACCCCUAUCUGCCUAUCAACAGUGCAGCCAUCAAAGCAGAAUGCACAGCACGUUUACCUGAGGCAUCAGAAAACCCAUUGCUAUUAAAGCAAGUGGUUCGAAAGCCUUUAGAAGCAGUACUCCGGUAUUUAGAGUCUCAUCCAUGUCCUCCAAAACCAGAUCCUGCAAAGAGCUUGUCCAGUUCUCUCAACAAUCUGACUCCUGCUAAGUUUACACCUGUCAUUAAUAAUGGGUCCCCAACUAUCCUGGGAAAAAGAAGCUAUGAACAGCACAAUGGAAUGGAUGGCAACAUGAAGAAGCGCCUGUUGAUGCCUAGCAGGGGGACCAAGCCGAAACUUGCUGCUCAAUGGGAAAUCAUACCCAACAAAAGUCCGAUUAAUUCGUGGUGGAUCCAUGCCUCCGGUGAAAAGGAGGAGGAUGAACUGGAUUGAUGCACCAGAUGAUGUUUUUUACAUGGCCACUGAAGAAACCAGAGCAGUUGCUGUAGGAGAUGGAUGCCAAGGGGAGGAAGGCUGAGGUGGGAAUUCACCUGGUUCAGACCCAUCAGUGCCCUCACAGGUCCCAUCUCAGUGGGACAGGAUAGGGCUCUCCUGGCUCAUGGGUGACACUGAGCAGCAGAGCCUCCUACACACACGUCCUCCUGCAUGCUGAACUCUGGCAUUGCUCCCCAAGACAUCUCCACGUGUCUGGGGGUCCUGGAACCUGCCAGUGACAAAGGGUUUCUACAGGCUGAGCUGACUCAUUUCUCAGUGAUUUGCAUUUGCCACCAGUAGCAGUGAGAUUGAGUCCCACAGUGUCAAUCUUCCUCCUUUGGUGGUACAGCUUCUGCUAGUCCUAAUUCUUCUUGUUGGUCUGCCCACAGGAUAAAAAUAGUAGAAGAAAGUUUCCUUGUGUGAGUUUCACUUCAAACUGUUUACAAACUGCUGACAGAGUGGUAGAAGCUAUGUGACCCAAUCCCUCAGGCAAAGUUCCCAGUACUGGUAUUCCUAGGAUGGGAGUGUUGCUCCUGGGUGUGAUGAGAAGCUAGAGAAAAAUUGGCUUGUGUGGUUUCCUCCCAAGAACUUGAUGCCUCCCUUCUGGGUAACCUUGAGGAAGGUCAGAGCAAAGCUGCAGCCCUGCUUUCCAGCCCUCCCUGACAGCAGACGUGGUGUCUGGCUUCUGUCUUGGUCUGAAGCCUGGAGUUAUCAACACUUGCACUCUCAGUGAGUGCCCCAGGAGCAGAGCAGCAUUUACCUUCCCCUCCACUUGCAGAGAUGGACCUGGCAAUUACUGCAUGUCUGAGCCCCUCAAGUGACUGAGGAGGUUGGGAGUUUUAGUGCUUUGUCUCUUCUGGUACUGCUAAAUUUGGCACUGCUCUUGAGUCUUCAUUUGUUCAGCACAAAGGUCACAGUUGAGAGUCCUGGUAUCUCCAAACUUCUCCUUAACCUGCAAAGCAUUUCAAGUGUCAAGGAACUAUUUUGUGAGCUUAGUAUCAAAGAUGGGCUUUGUAGAAUAGGUAGUACCAGUAACAUUCAAAUUACUAACCAUUGAUCUAUGGGGUGAUCAGUUUUCAGUGCAGGAAACACCUUGUUGGAACUCGGAAGACACAUGAAAUGAAUUUCCUGGUCAGACUUGUUCCUAUGGACACCUUUAAUGCAACUGUGCAUUUCACACCAGCUCCUGUCUUUGCCAUGUCUUUCCCUUUUCCUUUCUGUGCCUGCAAGAUGCUGUGAAAGAAAGAAGUUAUAUAUGGAAUUCCAUAUAGAAUUGAAAAUAAAGUGAGAGAAGGAUUUCAUUUUCAGGGGGAGCAGUUUUCUGAUUACUGCUGUUGCUGUGAUACAGAGGUACUGGGAUCCUGGUGCAGCUCUCAGAUUCAUGUGCCAUUGGGGACACAGGGUGAGCACUCCUUAGAUGCUCAAGGCUUGUUUCAUAAUCCUGCAUCUAGGGAGCUCUUUUUGACAUCUGCACCAUCCAAGGCACAUGAAACACUCCAGGUGCAUGGUGGCAGCCUGUCAGUACAAGGUCCUGCCCUUUGACCUGGACAGACCUGUGACAAUAGUCAUCCAGUGUGGUGUUGGUUGUGACAAUAAUUUACUGUAGACACAGAAUCCUCUGCUCAAACAGAACCACUGACAGAGGCAGGAAGGAUCAGUCCCGCAGCAACCAGCACAACUCUAAUGAAAAUCGUGGUGAUAGACAUCAGCUCAGUAAGAUCCUAUCACUUCCAUUUAAAAAUAGAGAGAGAGAGAGAGAGAGAAAAGGAAAAAAAACCACCCAGGCUUCUUUGUCUGACAGCCAUGCUGCUUAGCUGAGUGAUGAGUGGUGAAAGGAGAUUUUUGGCAGGCUGUGAAGAGCAGGGAAGCCUGAGCGAUGGAGCAUUGUCAGUGGCACGGGUUUUCUGUCGGGCAUUUCACCUCUAACUUUUCCCUGAACCAUCUGCUGCAUUCCAGUGUCAGGAAUGUAAGCCUUGUUUGUGAGCUCUGAAACAAUUUGAGCUUUGUGUUGGCUCCCUAGCAAUCAAUCUAGCUGCAAUAUCUGCAUCUUGUCCUCCAGCUGAGGGUCAGGCUGUGUUUUCAGUCACAGCAAGUAGGUUUCCCUGAAGGUUUACACGCUCCCCCUCUCCCCUUUUUGUGUAGCUGUGUUGAGAACACAACAGAGGCGCUGGAAAACUCUGUGGCUCUGAAGGAGCAGCUUGAAAAGUUGGUGGAAUGAAAGGAGUAAGUUUUGAAUUGAAGGCUCCCAGUGAGGAGCUGGCAUUUCUAACUCAGGCAAGCGCAGGCAGCGCUGACCUGAUCAGAAUCCAGAGUGCUGCAGGACGUGUUUCUGAUGGCAGCCUGGCUGAUGGAGCACACACGGGUGCUGCAAGGAGCUCUUCUGGCUCAAAGUGGAUCAACUGCAGUCAAACAUCUUGGAAAAGUCAUUAUAUCAAGAUUUUAUUUUCUCUCUCCCCCACCACCACUUUGCCAGCUUGUUUUCACCUCUCCUCACCCUGUCGCCUUUUAGUUUGAGAGGGUGCUGGGGAAAUGGGGACACUGGGCAAACAAAAAAUGUGUCUGUGUAAGUGCAGCAACUUGUCCUGCUCAGUGGGCAAAAAAAACAAGUGAAAACAUGACCAAAUCUGAUAAGAAGUGAUUCAAAAUCUUCAGCUGAAGUUGAUGGUUUGUCAGUUCUGGUGGUGCCAAGGGUAAGUUUUUGAGGAUAAGGGAGGUAUUUUGACCACUUUCUUCAGCAGCCAUCACAUCUUAAAGGCAGAAAUCAUAGCACAGUGAUAGGCAUCAGCUCAGUGAGAAGCUCUCUCUUCCAAAUAAAUAAACCAAACCAACCAGCCAAAACCACAACCAACAAAAGGGGGUUUUGGCCUCAAUAGUGUUCCCUAAAUAAAGCUGGGGGAUAGGUGGCUGAAAUGUGGGCUGCAGAGCCCUUCCUCUCUUGUCUCUCGUGGUCAGGCAAAACCUUGUUCUGUCAGGAGCCUGUGAGGGAAGGCAGUGCUGCCUUAUCAGACCCUUCUUGUUGCCCCAGUUCCUGAGCUGAAGACUCAUGGUGGGUACUGGUGGGUAUACAUAGUCUGUACAUAGUGGGUACUCUUGUGACUAUUUAUUAUUUUCCUUUCUAAUCUCUGUGUGCCUUUGACCACCACAGCAUCCUCUGUAUAGAAGAAUGCCUCAUUUUAAUGACACAGUACAUUUUUCAUUGUUGCUGCAUUUUGGGUUUGGAUGGGGUUUUUUAAUGAUACCAGGCUCAGAGAUAAAGGAAGUAUUAAGAAAACAAGCAAUCAUUCAGUAUUUGUCUCUGUCUAAUUUACUUUGGUAAUUUUAAAGCUUUGGUGUGUCUUUCUGUCCAUAUGGAAAACAGCUUCCUGCAUCUGAUAGGACUUGUUGCCAGUGUUGUACAUAUAGGGAAAUCCUUAACCAAAUACAAGGUGUGAAUAUUGCCCAUCUCUGGGUUGGGCACACACAGUGUGGGAGAAGGGGAAACAAAACACCCUGUUGGUGUUGCCUUGGCUUUGUCAACUUCCCCGGAGCUACCUGCAGCACAUCAAAAUAAAUUCAGAAUAAAUCAAUGGUGUGGAAACUGGCUGUCGUGACUAUUUCAGUGCUUUGUUCCCAGCAAGGCACCCUAGUCCUACCAGGCUGGACCAGAAUGCCUUUUACAGAGGAUGCAGUUUGCUGUUCACUGGGGGGUUUGUAAAUCAGAGAAUGUGAGUUUGCCAGGGCAGCCAUUGCAGCAGGAGCCGUUGUCAGCCAGCCCAGCAGGCGUGUGCGGGCCCCUGGAGGAGCGGAGCCUGUGUAAUCCGUGC